CCGCCAUGUGGAGUGGAGCAGAGUGUUCAAAGCUGCGAGGGGCAGCUAUAAAAAUGGCAGCCAUGGCUGCGCGCAGCUCCUUCUCCUGGACCUGUCUUCAUGUUUGUGAAUUUCAUGCAGCUCAAGACCAUGUGCGUGAACAGAUCUCGGCUUCAAAGCCGAAGAAAAACUCACACGGGCACCAUUGCAUGGAUGAAGCAGAAGCAAGUAGCUCCAUCAUGAACUCAAAACGUCCUAUUCUUUCGAUUUUCGAUAUUUACGAAUCUAAUAUCAAGAUACGAGAUUUAGGCCGCCAUGGCAGAGUCAAGGAAGCACGGAAACUGUUCGAUGAAAUGCCUCAACGAGAUAAUGUUUCUUGUGCUUCAAUGAUCACUGUUUAUCUCAAGAACAAUUGUCUUCACGAAGCCGAGAAGCUCUUUUGGGCAAGUCCCGUUACAAAUGUUGUGGUGGAAUCUGCCAUGAUUGAUGGGUAUAUGAAGGCUGGUCGUACGGAAGAAGCUCGUUGUAUAUUUGAUAGUAUGACCCAGAGAAAUGUCUUCUCCUGGACCAGUUUAAUUUCUGGGUACUUCAGAUUAGGAAAUGUUGAUGAAGCUCGUCGGCUGUUUGAUCAGAUGCCUGUCAAGAACGUGGUCUCGUGGACUGCUGUAGUUGUAGGGUACGCUCGGAAUGGUUUGAUUGAUGAAGCUCUCCAUGUGUUUGAUCAAAUACCUGAGAAAAAUGUUGUUGCAUGGACGGCAAUGAUUAAGUGUUGCAUUGAGAAUGAUCAAAUCAAUGAGGCGGUUAAGCUCUUCAAAGUUAUGCCUCAAAGGAAUUUAUAUACUUGGAACAUAAUGAUCUCGGGUUGUCUUGAUGCUAACAGAGUAGGGGAAGCUGUUCAACUCUUCGAUUUGAUGCCUCGCAGAAAUGCAGUUUCCUGGACUACAAUGGUGACUGGUUUGGCAGGAAAUGGGAUGACUAAACAUGCCAGGAAUUACUUUGAUCGGAUGGUGGAUAAAGAUAUAGCUGCUUGGAAUGCUAUGAUCACGGCAUAUGUAGAUGAAGGUGCAAUUCAUGAAGCUAAGGUGCUCUUUGAAUCAAUGCAAGAGAGGAAUGUUGUGACUUGGAAUGUUAUGAUUGAUGGGUAUGCACGACAUGGAUCCGGGGGUGAAGCUUUGAGGCAUUUAACAUUCAUGCUUCGAUCUGGUUUGAGGCCUAAUGAGACUACCAUCACUAGUGUUUUGACAUCCUGCGAAGGCAUUGUUGAGAUCGUUGAAGUUCAUGCCUUAGUUAUUUUUCUUGGGCUUGAGCAUGACACAUUGCUUAUGAAUUCUCUUGUUACUAUGUAUUCCAGAGGUGGGGAUGUUAAUGCUGCUAAGCAUGUUUUUGAGCGAAUUGAGUUUAAGGAUGUUGUAUCGUGGACUGCUAUGAUGUUAGCUUGUUCCAUUCAUGGAUUCGGGUACGAAGCAUUAACUGUCUUUACACAAAUGUUAAAAUCAGGUUUGAAGCCGGACGAGAUCACAUUCGUAGGAAUCUUGUCAGCUUGUAGUCAUUCUGGUCUUGUCACAAAAGGUCAAUGUUUAUUCAAUUCGAUGAGUAGUGCUUAUGAUUUGCAGCCAAGGGCUGAGCAUUACUCCUGCCUUGUGGACAUCCUAGGUCGAGCAGGACAAGUGAAUGAGGCCAUGAGAAUCAUUACCACAAUGCCUUCGGCUGAGUGCGAUGGUGCUGUUUUAGGCGCAUUGCUUGGUGCUUGUAGGUUACAUGGCAAUGCAAAACUUGCAAGCCAAGUUGGAGAGAAGCUAAUAGAGAUCGAGCCAGCAAGCUCCGGAGGGUAUGUGCUAUUGGCUAAUGCGUAUGCAGCGUGUGGGAAGUGGGAUGAAUUUGCGGAAGUGAGGAGACUGAUGAAGGAGAGGGAAGUUAGGAAAGUUGCUGGUUUUAGCCAAAUAGAAGUGAAAGGGAAGAAUCAUGUCUUCUUUGUGGGUGACAAAUCUCAUCCCCAGGUAGAAGAAAUUUACAGGCUGUUGCUGGAUAGAUUACUACCUGUCAUGCAAAUGGAAAAAUUAGUAAGUCAUAUAUGAAUACAAGUAUGUUGAAAAAUCCUAUACGUGUGAUUGGAUUAGAUUUGAUGAUUCACUGUUGACUGAUUUAUUUGGUCUGAAUCAGACUGUAUAUACAUCUGUCAUGUACAAAUUAAACUAAUCAAUAAGAAAUUUUGUAUGUAUUAACUGUAAA
Molecule: messenger RNA, 2208 nt
Organism: Carica papaya (papaya)
Lineage: Eukaryota; Viridiplantae; Streptophyta; Magnoliopsida; Brassicales; Caricaceae
Biological process (GO): RNA modification
Molecular function (GO): protein binding; RNA binding
Source: RefSeq, a predicted model, not a curated record